Onthophagus taurus is the source of this 4785-nucleotide messenger RNA. The record is from RefSeq and is a predicted model, not a curated record. Lineage: Eukaryota; Metazoa; Arthropoda; Insecta; Coleoptera; Scarabaeidae.
CGUGUACCUUCAAAGGAGGGAAGGUUGUUGCCGUUUUAGAAAUGCGCACGCGAUAACCGUUUUAAUUUACGUAGUUUUAAGAUGUGAAAAGAUUGAAAGAAAAUUUUUGUCGCGUUUAAAUCAAGUAUAGUUCCAUGCGGUGACGAGGUUUUCAUCUUCGUGAUAACGAAGAAUAAGUGGACAAGAUGCCCUUCGUGCAGCGGGUGGUCGAACCGAAACACCUCGCCAGGAGUACGAGUCUUUGGACGGAUGAUGGACGUCCAAGAGUCUCGGAUUGUGAACUUCAGGCUGUUACGAAUAGCACUCUUAGUAAUGCCCUUAGACAACUCGCCUCUUUGGUUUUGGCCACCGAAGAUAUUUUCGCACAAUUGGGCGGUGAUCUUCAACAAAUCGCUCGAAGAUCGCAACGGCUCAAAGAGAAAAUGGGGUUGAUUGAAGAAAAAUUAGCAACUUUCGAUCCAAAGAAGGUUACAGUACCCGAAAGCGAUAUUUCAACUUUCGCACUGUUGAAGAAGCAUUACUCGUCCAAAUACGAUGUUACGACCAACUUAUUUUCUGCUGAGACGAGGCCAUCGGCGGUUAGAGACCUCUACGAAGCUGCAGCCAAAACUCCGGUGCAUUUGAUGAGGCAAAUGGACAAAUGGAGGCGGGAUGGGCAUCGGUCUUCAAAAUUCUUCCUUUGCACUCCCGUCUUGGGAAGGAAAAGAAGAAUUAAAACCAAGGUGGAUAUUGAUAUCGAGACGAGUAUGCCUGCAGCUGUAGAAGAAUUACGUCGUUGGACAUCGAACGAAGCAUUAGGAGACAUCACCGUUACAACGGACUGUCAAAAUAGGAUACCUCCAACCCACGUGACUUUGACAGAUGGUGACGUCACUGACACUGUUUUAUCAGACGACGAAGCCAUUGACCAUAAAUUACCAUCGCCUGAAGAGCAGCAACAAGUCAUCGCGAUGAGGUUUCUACCGGAGUUGGUUUCCAUUGAUAUUUCUGGUAGACAUUUCGAUCGCAUGUCGUUUCAGAGACGGUCGUUGUUGAACGUUGAAUCGGAAGAUGGCAAUACUGUGAGGAGAAAAACUAAAUCGAGACGAUCGAGAAGUAAAAGAAGAAACACCUUGGCCGGAACUGAUGAAAAAGAAAUCGUCGAUGUUUUAGUUAGCGGGGAUAUACCAACGACGUCGAAUCAACACGACAUUUCAGCACCACCAACAGUCGGAGUAUCUUCAAGAAGUAAAAGUAGCGAUAUUUUAAGAUCGAGUGUAAAGAAGGAUUCCCCCGAAACGAAAAAAUCUCACUUCGACAGUUUAAAGCAAUGGGGGAAGAACCGAUUAAAAAUACUAAACAAGUACACAGAAAAAUCGCAAGAUCUUAAAGAUAAAGAAAAUAUAGAAGAUAUUAAUUUAUACGAAACUGUAACGAUUAAAAGAAAGCGCAGUUUGGAUAGAGAUAAAAAGAAAGAAACUUUACAUCAAAGGCAACCAUCAGGAAGUUCGACGGAUAAAUCAAGCAUAGCAGCCCCGCAAGUUAAAUUAAGAGAUAGUUCUUUACAAAGACGUUUGAGAAGAUCUGGUGGCGAAAAUAAAGAAGAACCGCAUUCAUCUAGCGGUAAUUGGAGUGCUAGUUCUGAAAGCGGAAGAGCUUCAAUCGGUUCGGAAAUAACAACUCACCCAAAAUCAACAACAUCGGCCGCCACCUCUAGUAAUUCAUUAAACAUUCAUCCUCCGGGAUCAGCAAACAGCCGAAGACGUUAUAACAUCAACACCUCAACAUCUGGAAGCUGUACAAGCGAAGGAACUUUAACGCCAGAUAUUAUUCACGAUUUACACGAAGAUGGCGAAACAAGUUCAGUUUAUUCUUGCGACACCGAAGGUUAUUACACGUCGUUCCACGUUGAUAGCGGGCUAAAAACGUUGAGAGAAGAGGAUGGCCCGCAAACUCCGAUUCAUUCAACGACCGUUUUUACGAAUUCCUCAAGUAACACGAUUUUAUCGGCUGAAAAUGAGUAUGAACUUUUCGGGAAAGGGUCUACUUCGACCACAACGAGUUCUGCAGGAACUGUUUGUACAACUUUACGCGCCGCCGAUUCCGAUAGAUCUUUGCUAAACGUUGGUCCGGCUGUUCCAGAAAGAAAAAGCUCGUUGAAUCAAAAAAAUUUGAAAUCGUCGCCGGAAAGUUCCCUGGAACGGGAUUAUUCCGAAAAAACCGGAACUGUUAAAAGGAGUCCGCAUCAAAAAAAUUCUUCAACAGUUGCGCUUAUUCAUAAAUCGCAAGGGGAUGUUUCUCCUGAUAGUGGGCAUAAUUCAUCGCCGAUUGAAUCGGCGAAUAGUCCAAAUGGAGCGAGGAGUUGCUCGGAGUUUGAGUUUUCCGAAACUUCGGAUGUUGAAGGAGAAAGAGUUGAGAGGAUUCGAGUCAAAACAACGAUUAAUUCCAGCAGAAUUCCUUCAAUGUGCGCGAUAACCCCACCAAUAAGCGACGAUGAAAGCGUCAAAAACUUCGACACAAUCCAAGAAAAAAUAAACAACAAAAUAAUCGAAACAAAUUUGGACCAUUUAGACAUAGUCAAAGAAACGAAUUUAAUGAAAAACACCAAAAUCCAAUUAAUUAACGUUAACCCACAAAGUGGUUACGCCACGAUCGAAACAAUCCAAUCAAACGAAUCUAAAGGAUUUCGAUCCGCUUCUCCAAGCGGAGGAACUGUGAUAAUCAAAGAUAUCAAACCCGCGAAUCUUCAGAGUCAACCCAUUUUUAAAUCGACUUUAUUACCCCUAAACAACAUGAUUGGGAAAAUAAAAACGAAUUGGAACAACAUAAAGAAGCAAAAUCAAGCUGAACCGGAUUAUGUAACGAUCGCUGAAAAAAAUAAUAACGACAUGGAUCAAAAUUUAAAAGCGGUUUUAUCGGGGAAAAUCAAAGAAACCGAGUAUGUUUCAUUAAACGAGCUCCCCAUCGAUUCAGAUUUAAACUCGCUCGAAAGAAAACGAAAAGGAGCUCGAGUCACUUUAAACGCAGACGGGAAAGUGGUUUAUUCCUCGGAUAGUUUACCAAGAAGGAAAGGAUCGAGUACCUUCGAGCCUGGCCCGUUUGUGAAAGACUCAAAAAGUCCAACUCCGAGUCCGAUUCCGGAUCAUCGCAACAUCAACAUCCGCCCGGUUAAUCGGCCAAUGUCGCCGCAAUUAGGUAAAGUCAUCAUUCGUGCGAGUUCCGGAAUGCAAAACUCCCCAACCUCAGAAAUAAUCCGCAUGCAACCUAGUACCGUAGUUACACCCAACCAAAGUUACCCACACAAAUCAACAUCAACAUCAACAUUCCCCGGAUUAACGCGUAGCGGAGCUUACGUGCAUAUGUUGGAUCAAAAAGAGUCCAAUUUCCAAGGUAAGAUAACAUUAACAUCAAAUAAUCUCAUCCAAAACGAAAAAAAUAAUUUAAAUCAUAAUAAUAAUAAUAAUAAAUUGUUGACGCGCCGUGAAAGUUAUAAAUUGGCAAACUACCAACCGCUGCCGAAGAAAGUUUCGAAUUUGGAUAAGGGGAAAUUGGCGAUCGAAGAUCGUAUUGAAAAGGAAAUCGCGGCAGAGCUUUGGCGCGAAAGGAUCAAUUAUCCGGCGACGGUGUCGCCAAAGCUUUGCGAAAGACCCUGUCACGUGUACAGCGCUACGCACGCGCGCGAGCUUCUCAUCGCUUCGCCCCCUACCAAAAGGGUCACCGUGCUCAACGAGAACGGGGUCGAAGCGAAAGCUCGUGUUUUAUCCGUGUGCGGGAGUGAUACCGAAAUUUGGUGAUGUAAACAAUUAAUUGGCUUUAAAAUGAUUUUGUCAAAAUCAUUUGAGGUGAGAAAAGUUCAUUUUGUUAUUCGGAAUGAAUUCAUUCUUAAGAUGUGGUGAUUCAUUUUUAUAUGAUCAUCUUAAAGUAUAAUACCAAAAUGCUAAAAUUUCUUAAACAUUAACAUUUUUAGAUCUAAACACUUCAUUCUCAAUAGGUAAUCUUUCAAAAUUACGUUACCCCAACUUAACUUAUCGAGUUAUGUUGUCAUGGAAAUAGAAAUGUUAAAAUCUAAGACAUUUUUGAGUAGUUAUGAGUUAUGAAUCAAAUGAAAAAUUUUUUGGAUAUAAAGUAGUCAUCUUCAGCCAAAAAAAGGUGGUUCCAAACUCUAGAAGUAAUCAAAAACAUAUUUUGUCUAUUAUCGUUUUGAUUUCAUCGAGGUUGAUGGCUGGAGGUGAAGAAUUUGUUCUGGAAACAAACCCUGCUGGAAUAAGAUAUUUCGUUCUUUCUGCUCACCUCUCAUAUUAUCUCCUUCAGUUUGUCUUGUCAGUUUAUGAUCAAAUAUCUUCAAGUCUCUGUAUCGGCUAUGGAGAACACGCAUUAAAGAUGACAGGUUUAAUGGAAAUAGUUGCAAAAAAUCAAUGAUAGAUGCAUAACCUGGAUUAUCCUCAAAAAGUAAAAAAGAGUGCAUUUUCAAAAAUCAUAGCUCUGUAGCUCUGCGGUUACAAAUUUCCAAAUUAUUUUCUGCCAAGGUACCAACUGUUUUGCAACUUGAUCCUCAACCUUUUAAAAAUUAUGUAAUCAUUUUAAAAUGUUUAUACAUGGAAUUGAGAUCCCACCAAGUAACAAACCCCAAUCCAACUCGGAUAAUAGAGCUAACAGGUCUUUAUGUACUACAUAAUACUUUGCGUUCUUGUCUUGAUAAUACGCGGGAACAGUGCUAUUCAGGCUGUUCCUAAACUUUGUUUGCUCAGAACUUCUUUAUUCUAUCAUAACCCUACAUUUAUUUUUGCAGUUUCUAAUAGUAAAUUU